GAAGUAAGGCGCAGGCGCUGCGCUUACGGCGCACGCACUCGCGGCACGGUCGCACCUUGGCGUUCGCGUGGGGUCACGCAGUGCGGGCUGAUCCGCCGGAGUCCGGCAUGACGGUCUGGGGUGUCGCUGCUGCCUCCGCUUCGUUCCAGCGUCAUGGAAUGCCUGCGGAGCCUGCCCCGGUUCCUGCCGUGCGCGGUGGGGCUGCCCCGGCGCAGCCUCUGUGCUCUAGCCUGGGGCCUGACGUGGCGCGCCGCUGGACUACUUGGAGGGAGCAGGGCUGCGCUUCUGUGCAGACCCCGCCGGCCCCGCCUGGAAGGUGAAAUGCACCGGUUUAGAACUUCUGAUGUCUCUCAAGCCACUUUAGCCAGUGUGGCUCCAGUAUUUACUGUGACAAAAUUUGACAAAGAAGGAAAUGUUACUUCUUUUGAAAGGAAAAAAACUGACUUAUAUCAAGAAUUAGGUCUUCAAGCCAGAGACUUGAGGUUUCAGCAUUUAAUGAGCAUCACCACCAGAAACAAUAGGAUUAUCAUGAGAAUGGAGUAUUUGAAAGCUGUGAUAACUCCGGAAUGUCUUCUGAUAUUAGAUUAUCGUAAUUUAAAUCUAGAGCAAUGGCUGUUCCGGGAACUCCCUUCACAGUUGGCUGGAGAAGGCCAACUUGUCACAUACCCUUUACCUUUUGAGUUUAGAGCAAUAGAAGCACUCCUGCAGUAUUGGAUCAACACCCUUCAGGGAAAACUGAGCAUUUUGCAGCCACUGAUCCUUGACACGUUGGAAGCUUUAGUGGAUCCCAAACACUCUUCUGUAGACAGAAGCAAACUACACAUCUUACUACAGAAUGGCAAAAGUCUCUCAGAGUUUGAAACAGAUAUCAAAAUUUUCAAAGAGUCAAUUUUGGAGAUCUUGGAUGAAGAAGAGUUGUUAGAGGAACUCUGUCUAACUAAAUGGAGUGACCCACACAUCUUUGAAAAGAGCAGCACUGGAAUUGACCAUGCAGAAGAGAUGGAGUUGCUUCUGGAAAACUACUACCGAUUAGCUGAGGAUCUUUCCAAUGCAGCUCGGGAACUUAGGGUACUAAUCGAUGAUUCACAAAGUAUUAUAUUCAUCAAUCUGGACAGCCACCGCAAUGUGAUGAUGAGGUUGAACCUACAAUUGACCAUGGGAACCUUCUCUCUCUCACUCUUUGGACUAAUGGGAGUUGCUUUUGGAAUGAAUUUGGAAUCUUCCCUUGAAGAGGACCAUAGAGUGUUUUGGCUGAUUACAGGAAUUAUGUUUAUGGGAAGUGGCCUAAUCUGGAGACGUUUGCUGUCUUUCCUUGGACGACAGCUAGAAGCUCCUUUGCCUCCUAUGAUGGCCUCUUUACCUAAAAAGACUCUUCAGGCAGAUAGAAGAAUAGAAAUGAAACACAACUUCAGGCUGGAUGGACUUGGAUCAAGCAGGGGUGUCCUAACAAACCGUUAGUAACAACUUGGUGAAAACAGAAUUUUUUUAUGGUAUCACAAGAAACUUCUGAUACUGUUCAUUAUUUUCUUUAUAUUAUAGAGUCAGAGACUUGGAAAAAAAAUCACUGAUACUUAAGUUAUAUUGUCUGAUGAUAAAAACAUGGCAGUAUAAUACUAGAACUUAAUUGCAGUUUCAGAAUUCUAAGAACUAAAGUGCUUGCUUUGUAAAAAGCCAAACUUCUAUUUCCUACUAACUUAAACAGCUGUUUUUAUAGACAUAUGAGCAUGGAGUUAUUAAGACAAGAAUAGAUUAUUGUAAAGAUGUUAUCUUACACAAAUUGAAGAAAAGUGCAAUUUCAUGUUGAAUGAAGCCUGGAAGCUUGACAAACCCAGUUAUGAGAUCAGGUAGCCAUAGUUUCUAGGACAGAGAAUCAUGUUCUUGAGAAUUUCCUUACUCUCAGGUGACUGAAAAGUUAGCGAAAUAUAUAUUAGCCUUAAAACAAACUCUGGAAGUUUGUGCUUUAAAUCAUUUUUUGACAUGGCCUUAUUUUCUUAUAUUUGCCCCCUUUUUAUAGAAGCUGGAUAAAAAGAAGGAAAUGAUAAUUUAACAUCAGCUUUAGAUGGAUUCCAAUUAAUCAAGACUUCACUUUCUUGACCCCUGAAACUAUUUUUUCUUUGCUUGGCUAUAAUUAAAGCCUUCGGAAAUAGAGUUGAAAGAAAGUAUUUCCAUUCUGUUACUGUUUUAUAGCUUCUUUAGUCAUUCCCGGAUUUUUAGAUUAGAUAAUUGUGUCACUCCAACCCCCAGAAAGGAAAAUGUGUGUAGCUCAGUUAUACUCUGUAUGCCCGCUCCUCAGAGGCUGGCAGAUACGCUUCCUAAAACAGGAGGGUCAUAAACUCUAGUUCUGUGAUCCCUUGGUUUCACAACCAAAUAGCUGAUAUGUGCAAGACUAAAAGCUGCUAUCCUCCUUCACAUCUGAACUAUCUUUUUUAAUAGUUUCUGGAGGUAAAAGGCAGUUAUGCAAUAGGACAUUACAGUUAUACUUGCCUCUAAAAGUAGCAUGCAUGGAAGAUUCCAGAGGGCCCAGAGCAGCCCUUGCACUACAAAUGUAGUCGUGAUAAAAGUAUAAAUACACAUACCCUGAUGAUGUGGUGGGGCACCUGAUACCAUAAUAUGAUGUCAUAUGAGGAAGUUCAGGGGUCCAUUUACCAAGUGAUUUGGUGAUAGGAAUAAAAAUGCUAUGCUACUAGCUGAUUUGAAGGAAAACAGAUGAAAUUAAAAGUGAAGUUUUCCCCACUUUCAUGUGUGGUUAUGAGAAGCCAUUAGAGGGAAGAUGGCACAGCAUAGACUGGGCUUUUCUUAGAGCACUACGUGUCCCAUGUGGCAACUCACUGUGGUCAGGAGCACGCUUUGUGGUGUAGUUGCUGGCAUGUGACUAUACAGCACUCUGGCAUUGUACACCUGUUUGAUAGUACUUAGAUUUCACAAGGCACUCUUCCUUGGCACGCCUCAGAGCACUCUGUUGCUAUUUUUGGUCUUAUCAGGUAAUAUUACUUAAAUGUGACAAAGAAUUGGAACCCAGAGAGCAAAAUUUGAUUUGACUAAGAUUGGGCAUAGGAUAGAGUUUUGGUCAUUUUUUCCUUCUUGUGUUAGUUUGUGCACUUGGGUGAAAUAAUUUUCUUUUGUUUUUUUGAUGAGUCAUGUCUCAUCAAUAAAAGGGAAAUUAAAUGUAACUACCUCAGAAGUCUGAUAAAGGGGAUUUACUGAUAGUUUAUAAAAUUCUCAAAGGUGGUUAAAUCAAGUAUGAUUUUAAAUGUUAGCUAACUCUGUUUUGGUGAUAACAGGAUGCUUCUUAUAUUAAGGUUCUAUUAAAUAAUAUAACAGCCUGUGCCAAAAAAAUACAAAGUUCAGCAGUUUUAAAUUUUAAAUUAAAAUAGACUGAGCACAUAAACUAUUC
Rhinolophus ferrumequinum (greater horseshoe bat) is the source of this 3394-nucleotide messenger RNA. It is a transcript of the gene MRS2, whose product is annotated as magnesium transporter MRS2. The coding region runs from base 154 to 1458 and encodes 434 amino acids. Gene Ontology annotation, biological process: mitochondrial magnesium ion transmembrane transport. Gene Ontology annotation, cellular component: mitochondrial inner membrane. Gene Ontology annotation, molecular function: magnesium ion transmembrane transporter activity. The transcript has 11 exons. The record is from RefSeq and is a predicted model, not a curated record. NCBI's taxonomy places the organism in Eukaryota, Metazoa, Chordata, Mammalia, Chiroptera, Rhinolophidae.